Lolium rigidum is the source of this 3530-nucleotide messenger RNA. Its product is annotated as DEK domain-containing chromatin-associated protein 4-like. Gene Ontology annotation, biological process: chromatin organization; regulation of double-strand break repair. Lineage: Eukaryota; Viridiplantae; Streptophyta; Magnoliopsida; Poales; Poaceae. Gene Ontology annotation, molecular function: histone binding; DNA binding. The record is from RefSeq and is a predicted model, not a curated record. Gene Ontology annotation, cellular component: nucleus.
GAGGAGGCAAGUCCUUUCCUGGUGUAGGCGACGAGACGCGACGAGACGAGACGCGACUGCACUCUCCUCUCCCUCCCCCGCACCAAUCGCCUCCAGUCCAGCAGCUACAGCUAGAGCAAUAAGCGUCACUCGGGAUGCCCGAGGCAGACCUGGCAGCAGAGAUGGGUGAGACAGUUGUGGCAAAUGGAGGGGCAUCCACUGAUGUUGUUGCUUCUGAUAACGCCAACAAGGAAGAGGAAGAGGAGGCUGCUGAGGGCAAGGAUCUUGCAGUAGCCAAUAAGGAUGCCCAAGAACAGAAUAAAGCCUCAGAAAAUGGCACCAAGGCCCCGUCUGAUGAAGAUGCCAAGAUCACUGAGGCUGAGGAUGCAAAGAAAGAUGAUGCUGCUGCAAAGCAGGCAGGUAUAGAGGAUGUCAAAUCGGGUGGUCUGGAUGACGUGGACACUAAUGGAGGUAACAACACCGAGGCAGCCCAACACGAGGAUCCCAAAACAGGUGGCGUUGAGGUUGCAGAUGCUAAGCAAGAUGACAAUGCCAAGGCAGCACAACACGAGGAUUCCAAAACAGCAGCUGUUGGGGAUGGGGAUGCAGAUGCAAAGGAAGAUGACAACGCCAAGGCUGCACCACACGAGGGCCCCAAAACAGGCGCUGCUGAGGUUGCAGAUGCAAAGGAAGAUGACAACGCCAAGGCUGCACCACACGAGGGCCCCAAAACAGACGCUGCUGAGGUUGCAGAUGCAAAGGAAGAUGACAACGCCAAGGCAGCACAACACGGGGAUUCGAAAACAGGCGCUGCGGAGGAUGCAGAUGCAAAGGAAGGUGGCAAUGCCAAGGCAGCAGAACAUGGGGUUUCCAAAACAGUUGAUGUCGAGGAUGCACAUGCAAAGGAAGGUGGCAACGCCAAGGCAGCAGACCAUGGGGAUUUCAAAAUAGUUGAUGUCGAGGAUGCAGAUGCAAAGGAAGCACAACACAAGGAUCCAAAAACAAGCGGUGUGGAGGAUUCAGAUGCCAAGGAAGAUGAUGGUGCAAAGGCACCAGAAUGCAAUGAUGUCAAAAUGAAUGUUGUGGAGGAUGUAGAUGUAAAGGAAGAUAAUAAUGCCAAGGCAGCAGAACAUGAGGAUGCCAAAAUGGGUGGCAUAGAUGAUGCAAAUGCAAAAGAUGAUAACGGCAGUAAAGCAGCAGAACACGAGGAUGUCCAAAUGGGUGGCGUGGAUGCAAAGGAAGGUAGUGAUGCCAAGGCAGCAGAACAAGCUGAUGCCAAAAUGGGUGACGACCUGGAGGAGGCGGAUGCAAAGGAAGAUAACGGCACAAAGGCAGCAGAACAUGAGGAUGUCAAAAUGGGCACAGCAGAGGAUGCUGAUGUAAUAGAAGAUAACACCAUCAAGGUAGCAGAAUGUGAAGAUGUGAAGAUGGCUGAGGCUGAGACCAAGACAGGAGAUGCAGCGGUUGAAGAUGAAGGGAUUAAGGAAGACAAAGGUGAGAAUACAGAGGACAAGAAGGAACUGGAAAAUGCUGAACAAGGUGGUUCUGACAAGCAGGAUGAAUUGAGUGAGCAAGGAAAGAAUGGUUCAGCUGAGCAGGAGGAAAAGAAAGCAGAAGAAAUGAGUGAUGAAGAUAAUCAAGGGGAAGAGGAUGCAGAAGAAAAGGGCUCUUCGGAUAAGAUAGAUGGAGGGGAUGGGAAGACAAAUGUGAAUGAAGAAAAACUAGAAAAAGGUGUAAAGGAGCGAAGAAAAGGUGGCAAAGUAACAGAAGAGGAGGUCAGUGAGGCAGACAAGAAUGUAGAAGAGAAUAAGGAGGAGACACCUAAGAACAAAAAGGCAAGAAGUGCUAGGGAUAGAAGCCAGGGAAAGGAUAAGAAACAGGAUGGGUCCAAAUCCAGGGAAGCCAAAAGUUUACAAAACACCCCCACCCCUUAUUGUACUGAUCGUCCUCAACGUGAGAGGAAAAUAGUGGAGAGGUUGGUUGAAGUGAUUGAUAAGGAGCCAAACAGGAACUUCGUUGUUGAGAAGGGUCGUGGUACUCCUUUGAAAGAUAUACCAAGUGUGGCACAGAGGUUAUCAAAGAAGAAACCUACCGAUCUUAAAUUUCUUCACCAUCUUCUUUUUGGGAGGAAAGGCAAGACUGUUGAUUUUAAAGGUCAUAUACUUCAAUUCUCUGGAUUUGUGUGGCAUGAGAGCGAUGAAAAGCAGAGAGCCAAGGCAAAGGAGAAGCUUGACAGGUGUAUGAAAGACAUGUUGGUGGAACUCUGUUCGCUGCUUGCUAUUCCGGUUCCCAAAACAAACAUUCGAAAGGAAGAUAUUGUGGCAAAGCUGUUGGACUUCAUUGCGGAACCUCAUGCUUUGUCUGAUUCUGUCUUGUCUGAUGACCAGGGGUCUAACUCUAGGAAACGCAAGAGAGCAGGCGAUAGUUCAAGCAAGACUCUGGAUGCCACUCCCAAGAGGUCUAAGAAGAAAUUUGGUGAUGAUGCUCCAAGUAAAAGGCGAAAGCAAGCUCUGGAGUAUGAUAGUGAUGAAGAUAUGGAGGAUGAAGACCAACCUAUGAAGUCUGAUAGUGAGGAAGACGCAGAUGAAGCUCCUGAUGAACAGGAAGAUGGCUACGAAUCUGUGGAAGAGAAGGCCAGUAGGAAGUCCUCAGAAAUAAAAGAUUCUUCAGGUAAAAAGAAGGCUGCUGCAGGGAGCAGCACCCAUAAGACAGGUCCUCCAAAGACAACAAGCAAGAGUGCAGGCAAAACAUCACCAUCAAAAGUUUCCAAGGAAAAGGAAAGCCCUGACGAGAGUGCAAAGGUCUUCUCUAGGAAGAAGAAACCCGUCAUAUCAAAACGCACUCCAAGCUCAGAAAAGGAGAUAGAAGAAAAGAAGUCAUCAGGUAAAGACGCGACGAAGGGCAAAGGAGAAGCAGCUGAAGGAGGUCUGCCCAGUAAGGCUGAGCUGAAAAAGACCAUAAUUGGAAUCCUUAAAAUCGACUUCAACACGUCUACUUUCAGCGACAUUCUUAAGAAGCUUGAUGACCAUUACAAGAUUGAUCUGGAGCCAAGAAAAGGAGCUAUUAAAAUUAUGAUUCAAGAAGAGCUAACCAAGUUAUCGGAGGCAGAUAAUGAUGAAGAUGAAGAGGAAGAUGUGGAAACAAAACAGCCACGGCGUCGAGCGAAGGUCACCGCUUGAAGGAUUGUGAAACACCGUAGCAGUAGUGCGCACCACUGUUAAUUAUUUUGUACUUAGCAUGCCUACCUCACUCUUUUGCCUUGAUGGGCACUUGGGCAGCCCUAUUAAUUGUGGUUACUCCCUGUUCGCAAAGACUAAAACCCUAUCCUUGUUUGUGUGCUAAAACAUAACCUGUUGGCAGCUCCACACCUGGAGCUGACUAAUGGGUGACAAUUGUAGGUAACUUCUGUCUCUAGAUUUGCAUAUGGUAUCCAAAACUCUGCAAUGGCUGUGGCAGAGCAUGUAAUGGAUAGUUGGUCAUAGGUUUAAACAGCAUAUGGAUGGAUUAGAUUAUCAUUAUAUGUAUUUCUAUGAUUUGUUUUUUGUUCUUUA